AUGGAACCACACGAUCAUGGCAACGGCCAAGGCGCAUUCCAGAUCCAUCUAGACGCUGUUGAAGAGCUUACUCGCGACGAUCGUCCAUCUCCCGCGCUCACAGGCAACCCUUUAGGUGCUACUGACAAUCCCCAGGGCGACAGAAAUGCGGCAUCAUCAAACAAGGCACCCAAGCAGCCCCGGAAACCACGAACUCCCAAACAAGGCAUCGCGGAUGCGAGUCUGAAAGAGUUCAAAGAGAUCAUGAUACGAUAUCGCCUCGAUCACUGGAGAGCAAGGGCGCAGAUCGUCCAUGUCAACGGUCAGACUAAUCUGACAGCUUUGUGGAGCCCACAAUGGGCUGGCUUCAAGGUUGCGGACAGCGGGAUGAACAUGUUCGAUGGCUUCGACCGAACGUGGUUUGUACCAUUCGACAUAACGACACCUCUGCCUGCACAAAAGCGGGAGAUCGCAGAGGACCUCCAGAAACGACGCCUUGAACUGGAGGCUGCAUAUCGCACCAAGGUCGGGAGAGACAAGACCUUUUUAACGAAACUGCAGCACCUAAUAGAAGAGGAGGUUAAAGAUACAUGCCAGACGCUGUGGGAGCCCAACGCUUACGAUCCGGACCGGGAGCCAGCAAGAUGGGAUGAUGUGCGAGCAAGCUUUCAGCUUAGUCACUUGGUCACUAUGAUAGCCCAAACUCGCUUGGCUAUUGGCAAAGAACAGCUACCAGGAUACUACCAGGUCAAGGUCCUCGAUUUAGGGGUCGACGGUAAGAUUACUUACCAGUGUGUCAAUCUACCUAGCGAUAUCAGUAUGGAGGGAAUGCUUUCACGAAUGAAGGUCAGGUUUCCCCCCGACAGUGAACAGAGCCAGCAUACUAUCAACGUCUUUAUACAUAGGCUCGAAAUUGUUUGGCAACGUGGAGAUGAAGCACAGCGAAAGAAAGCCAGAGGCUUAUAUCGCCAGCUGCAUGACUUGGUACUCGUGGAGAAACCUGAAAGUGAGAGAUACGCAUGGGUUUUCAAGUUGAGAAGCAAUUCCAAUUUCUGUAUUCCGGCGGGCCGGUUACCAGACCGUCUUCAUACGUGGACAAAGUUGAACGAAACAACCUACCAAGAACUACUCGAAGCUGUACGAGCAAAGAAACACCCGGUCUUUAUUCGAAAAGUUCGACUUCGCCGGUGGUGGCCUGAAGUAGAUGAUCUUAUGAACCAAGCUGAAGUUUUCUUUGGCGAAGCCGGACUGGCAUCUUUUCAGCUUGACAUCGUGGAUGAACUUCUCGCCAGCCGCACCCAGGAAGAAGUCCAACGAGCAGCGAAAACAAAGCAAGCGCUAGACAGAGCAAAGCUUGCGACUAUGGGGAGGCUUGAUUCUCCAAGUAAGAACAACAACGAUGACGAGUUUGGCACUUCUAGACAACGACUCAUGGGAUGA
This is a messenger RNA of Fusarium musae, 1419 nucleotides long. RefSeq lists its product as uncharacterized. The record is from RefSeq and is a predicted model, not a curated record. The transcript has 2 exons. The coding region runs from base 1 to 1419 and encodes 472 amino acids. Lineage: Eukaryota; Fungi; Ascomycota; Sordariomycetes; Hypocreales; Nectriaceae.